Messenger RNA from Pseudoliparis swirei, 1840 nucleotides. It is a transcript of the gene yipf1, whose product is annotated as Yip1 domain family, member 1. The record is from RefSeq and is a predicted model, not a curated record. The transcript has 10 exons. Gene Ontology annotation, molecular function: small GTPase binding. Gene Ontology annotation, biological process: vesicle-mediated transport. NCBI's taxonomy places the organism in Eukaryota, Metazoa, Chordata, Actinopteri, Perciformes, Liparidae. Bases 190 to 1143 code for a protein of 317 amino acids. Gene Ontology annotation, cellular component: membrane; Golgi apparatus.
GAAAAAGAAGAUGACGCGACUCUUCUUAUUAUACGGCUCAGGCUGGUAUGUCCUGUUCCAACAACCAGACUGCAAUGACAUGAUUUGUAUGGGUUUUGGUAUAUUAUUUGCUUACCCAAAGUAAGUUGUCAUUAACUUGGCCAUACGUCACUGUGAGGCGGUACCCGGAGAGUGAAUCCGUGUCAACAAAUGGCGUCGACAAAUGACCCAUUCCAAUUUCAAGAAUUUGAAGAAGCUGGCAAUCUGUUGGAAGCCAACAGAAAUGCGACCACCAUUACGAUUGAAGAUGACAUUACCAAACCUGAGAAGCAGAGACAAGCUGCUGGUUUCUUAUCUGAUCGCGAUGACGAGGACAUACUUGCCAGUGAUGACAAGACAGAGCUUCUCUCUGGGCAAAAGAAAAGUGUCCCCUUCUGGACAUUUGAGUACUACCAAAGACUUUUUGACGUCGAGACCCAUCACGUGAAGGAAAGAAUCAUCGGUUCAGUGCUGCCAUGGCCUGGAAAGAAUUUCAUUCAUCUCUACCUUCGUAGAAAUCCUGAUCUUUAUGGACCAUUCUGGAUUUGCACAACCCUCGUGUUUGCUAUUGCCAUUAGUGGAAACAUAUCCAACUUUCUGGUGCACUUGGGCAAACCAAACUACAAGUACACCCCAGAGUUUCAAAAAGUGACGAUAGCUGCAACAGCGAUCUUCAGCUAUGCGUGGUUUGUGCCCCUUGCCCUGUGGGGUUUCCUGCUGUGGAGAAACAACAAGAUCAUGAACUUAGUGUCAUACUCCUUCAUGGAGAUCGUCUGUGUCUAUGGAUAUUCCCUUUCAAUUUACAUUCCAGCAGUGGUUCUAUGGAUUCUCCCGUAUGAAUGGCUGAGGUGGUGCACCAUAGUGGUGGCUCUCUGCCUCUCUGGCUCAGUUCUGGUGAUGACUUUCUGGCCUGCAGUCAGGGAGGACCACCCUAAAGUUAUUAUAGGAAUCAUGUCGGCCAUUGUUGUGCUCAACGCCCUGCUUGCGGUUGGCUGUAAGACUUAUUUCUUCAGCAAACCCGAAAAGGAACCACAAGUGGACAAUUCUGUUGCAAGAGAGAUAACAAAGCACCCUCUACGACAUGAACACCUUUCUUUUACUAAAGGUUCUCCGGUUGCCUUAUGAGAGGGAAUUGGGUUGCUGUGGUAAUGAAGUCACGGGCCGUCUGGAUUUCACCUGCACUCGGACAUUCUGGCUCAAGACCGUGGAACCCAGUGUGCGCUCUUGGUACAACUUCAUGACCUCUGAAAAUGAACACUGGUACCAACUAUAUUAUUUCUAAUGGGAUGGAUUCUAAGUUUCCUGAAAGAUUAAAGAGGUAUGGUUUACACAGCUGAUGUGAUCUUUUGUAGUAUAGUAGCUUUCUGCUUUAUGGUUCUAAUUGUUGAAAUGUUUAGACAAACAGUCUGUGGAGAAAUGUUUGUAGCAUCAAAGGCAUUUUGUAUAUGCAUUUCUUUUCUAUUCAGUUAAUGGGGACUUCUUAGUGUACAAAAUAUUCCAUAUGAACGGCACAACAAUUAUCUGUGUUGUUAACAUUUUUAAGGUUCAGACUUAUGUAUAAGUAAAGUCAUUGUAUUUUCCUCUAACUGAUUUAACCGCAAGUGCCCACAACUAAUGCCAAAGACCCAUUUUAAAUGUCCAAGGUAUUUACAACUUGGGAAACUUUUUUUAAUGAAUAAUUACCAAGUAGUUGAUCAAAUGUAUAAAAUUGAAUAUAUGUUAGUUCUCAAUGAGUGUUUCAUUGGAAGAAAAUAAAAAAUGGUCUUUGUGAGACCCACAUUUAUUAAUGAAACCAUCAAUAAUAAAGGUGUUAUCACAAUGA